This is a messenger RNA of Phaeodactylum tricornutum CCAP 1055/1, 810 nucleotides long. RefSeq lists its product with no specific name. Bases 1 to 810 code for a protein of 269 amino acids. Gene Ontology annotation, molecular function: oxidoreductase activity. The record is from RefSeq and is a predicted model, not a curated record. Lineage: Eukaryota; Bacillariophyta; Bacillariophyceae; Surirellales; Neidiaceae. The transcript has a single exon.
AUGACUCCUGAUCCUUAUGCUGAAAAGAUAGUCCUCGACACCGGAGCGUCCUCUGGGAUGGGCAAGGCAACGGCCAUCUACCUAGCCGGAAAGGGUGUCAAGGCCAUCACGCUCUUUGCCCGCGGCAAAGAUCGUCUCGACGAAGUCGCCAACGAAAUUGAAGCAAUGGAUACCGCCACAAAGACUUUGAUUGUCGUCGGCGAUGCAUCUAAGGUCAGUGAUAACCAGCGCGCUAUCGACGAAACCGUCGCAGCUUUUGGAGGCAUCAACUCUGCUUUUGUCAACGCUGGAGUCUACCGUGGCGAGCUUCCUUUAGCCGACACUCCGGAUGAAGCAAUCGAGGAUGUCCUCAAUGUAAACGUCAAGGGAGUUAUCUACGCUCUCCGUUGUUUGAUCCCUGCCAUUUCGAAGACCGUGGGAGACGACAAGGACAUGCCCACAGGCUCCAUUGUGGUAAACUCCAGUUGUAUGGGAGCGAGCGUCAUCGCCCCCAAGAGUAACGGGUCCUCCAUUUACUCCGCUUCCAAGGCCUUUGUCAAUAGUCUUGUUUUGUCAGCUGCUACCGAAAACGCGCCUCGCAUUCGCGUCAACGGCGUCAUGCCAGGCGUCGUCCAGACUUCCAUCAUGCCUGUGGAUGAUGCUACAUACCAAAUGCUCGGUGCUGCUGUUCAGCCUUUGUAUGGGCGUCCGGGAAAGUCAGUCGAGGUUGCCUCGCUUGUAUCUUACUUGAUCAGCAAUGAGGCUUCCUUUAUUUCCGGUACUAACAUUAAGGCUGAUGGACUCUGGUCCCUUUCGGGGGAUAACAUGUAG